Molecule: messenger RNA, 1179 nt
Organism: Mycena indigotica
Lineage: Eukaryota; Fungi; Basidiomycota; Agaricomycetes; Agaricales; Mycenaceae
Product: F-box domain-containing protein
Exons: 15
Coding region: 1-1179 (392 amino acids)
Source: RefSeq, a predicted model, not a curated record
AUGUCAGUGGCCAGCGGGGAUGCGCCGGACGUGCGGCUCUUAUUUGGGCCCAUGCUCAUUGGGGUCAUCUUCAACGCGAUUCUGUACGGGGUGUUUGUGGUGCAGGUACGCGCCUUGGCAAUCGGGCAGCCAGGAUUUCUGACGACGAUUUUCAGCUCUUUAUCUACUACGACCGAUACAAAAGGCGCCUACUUGUACUCUUUCCGCCGUCCCGUCCACACGCUGAUAAAUUCGAGCAGUGACCGUGUUUGGGUCCGUUACUUUACGGUCUUCCUCUUCGUCGCGGAGACCGCCAAUACUGUAUUUGACAUCAAUCUAAUAUACGAGCCACUCGUCGCGGGAUGGGCUAAGCCCGAAGUGCUUCAAAAGUCCCCGUUUUUUCUUCGGCCAGAUGCAGCGGUUACGGUCGCCAUCUCCACCCCCAUCCAACUCUUCAUGGCUUGGCGCAUCAAAUCCCUAACACAUCGCUGGCCGUUCCCGCUUAUCAUCACCGUCCUUGCCUUGGUCUCUUUCGCUGGUGGGAUGUCCGUAACAAUCAAGGUGUCGCUCCAGCCCGCCUAUGCGCAAUUCAACAGCUUCCGCCCGUUCGUCACCACGUGGCUCGCCGCGAGCGCCGCCUGCGAUGUCGUUCUCAGUGGGGUGCUGAUUUACUCCCUGUAUGUCCGCAAGACAGGCGUGGGCCCCACAGACCGCUAUGUCGACCGCGUCAUCCGCCGUGGGUUGCCAUUCCGUCAAUUUGUUGUUCUGAUGUGCUUCGGGCCAGUGACGAUCCAGACGGGCGCGAUCACGGCGAUCGCAGCGCUGUUGGACCUGUUUGUGUUUCUAUUCGCUCCGAGCGCAACCCUUCAGUUCAUCUGGGACUUUGCGCUCAGCAAGCUGUACUCCAAUGCGCUCCUUAGUUCACUCAACUCCCGCCCUUGGAAAGAACACCGUGCAUCGCCAUUCAUGACGAAUGUCCUCUUUGAGCCGACGCCAUCCGACCGCGAAGCACAUGUGCAUGCCUCCGCACUCGAAUUCGUCAAUCCCGCCAUAUCAGAUGCGACUGAGUUGCAGCAACGGCAGGGCAUCGCCCGCCGGCUUGCGCUGCCGCUGCGGACGGACGCAAGCACCAGUAUACCCGGUACGGAAACGAGCAACGCGGCAAAGUCGUCUGCCUCUCAACCCACGAUGUCAGUGUGA